Salvelinus fontinalis (brook trout) is the source of this 2545-nucleotide messenger RNA. RefSeq names its product bcl-2-like protein 1. The transcript has 3 exons. Bases 1398 to 2072 code for a protein of 224 amino acids. NCBI's taxonomy places the organism in Eukaryota, Metazoa, Chordata, Actinopteri, Salmoniformes, Salmonidae. Gene Ontology annotation, molecular function: protein heterodimerization activity; protein homodimerization activity. Gene Ontology annotation, cellular component: mitochondrial outer membrane. The record is from RefSeq and is a predicted model, not a curated record. Gene Ontology annotation, biological process: negative regulation of intrinsic apoptotic signaling pathway; extrinsic apoptotic signaling pathway in absence of ligand; intrinsic apoptotic signaling pathway in response to DNA damage.
GGUGCUUUGUUGGUGACACUGUCAGUGAUUUAUUUAGAAUUCAAGGCACACUUAAUCAGCAUGGCUACCGCAGAAUUCUGCAGGGAUAUGCCAUCCCAUCAGGUUUGGGCUUAAUGGGACUAUCAUUUGUUUUUCAACUGGACAAUGACCCAACACACCUCCAGGCUGUGUAAGGGCUAUUUGACCAAGAAGGAGAGUGAUGGAGUGCUGCAUCCUCCACAAUCACCCAACCUCAACCCAAUUGAGAUGGUUUGGGAUGAGUUAGACUGCAGCGUGAAGGAAAGGCUCCUGAGUGGCGCAGCGGUCUAAGGCACUGCAUCUCAGUGCUUGAGGCGUCACUACAGACACCCUGGUUUGAUUCCAUGCUGUAUCACAACCGGCCGUGAUUGGUAGCCCCCCUUUCAACCUCCUCCUUUUCCGCAGCAACCAGUGAUCCGGGUCAACAGCAUCAAUGUAACAGUAUAACUUUAGACCGUCCCCUCGCCCCGACACGGGCGCGAACCAGGGACCCUCUGCACACAUCAACAACUGACACCCACGAAGCGUCGUUACCUAUCGCCCCACAAAAGCCGCGGCCCUUGCAGAGCAAGGGGCAACACUACAUCUAGGUUUCAGAGCAAGUGACGUACCUGCUAACUAGCUAGCCAUUUCACAUCCGUUACACACACAAGAUAAAUGCAUGCACGAGACGCGUGUUUUUAUGGUUCUGCGCAUGCUUCAGGUGAUAGAAAUAUAAACACGCUACUAGCGCGUUGAGAAGUUGUAGUUAAACUUUCCUGUGGAUAUAUUGUCUCACAUUCAAAUCGGCGUAACUCGUUGUGGAAAGUAUCAGAAUCGACCAAUUUCCGAGUUGUCUACAACGCCGCAUACCCAUUACACGCGCAUCACGUAGCAGUAGCAGAGACGGUAAGAGGAGACACGCGCGUCACGUAGCAGUAGCCGGAAGAGGAAGCGCGACACACUACUUCCUCAUUUUUUCUGGUUACAUUCAGUCAAAGAACUAAGCAAACCAGACCGAGCUGCAUUGUCUAUGGGAGAACCUCCCCGUUAAGCAGACCGGAACGGAGCAUUUUAUUUCCAAUCGUAAACGGCUUGAGUGAACUAUCUUUAUUUUUCCAUCAUCUUUGGCGUUAGUACAUUUCACUUCUCUCCUCGGAUUUUGACAGCGGGACUGAUACGUUUUCAGAAAAUAGGAUUAAAACCACUCGCUAAGAGUGUUGCCGUUGACUAGGGCCUGAGCCAUUUCACCAGCCUUGUUUUGUUGUCUUCAAGACGUCUAUUUUCUGCAUACCCAGAAUGACACAGAUUGGAUUAAACACAGAGGACUGAUCCAAAGAGGUGUGUCACGAGCAGGUAAAACCGAGAGCCUGGGGCAAAGAAGAAAGACAAGACAAGGAAUGAUGACUUACAACAACAGAGAACUGGUGGUAUACUAUAUUACCUAUAAACUAUCACAGAGAGACUGCCCCUUCAACCACAUGGAGCUCACAGAAGCCCAGAAUCGGACUGAGGGGGGACAGGUGGAAGGGGAUGCGGCAGUCAUGACAUACGUCAACGGGACGAGUCCACCACGGCAGUCGCCCCCCUCCUCCCCUCGGCGGACAGCGGGCCUGGACGCAGUGAAAGAGGCAUUGCGGGACUCUGCCAACGAGUUUGAGCUGCGUUAUGCCAGAGCUUUCAGUGACCUGUCCUCCCAGCUACACAUCACGCCGUCCACAGCCUAUCAGAGCUUUGAGAACGUGAUGGACGAGGUGUUCCGCGACGGUGUCAACUGGGGACGGGUGGUGGGCCUGUUUGCCUUCGGAGGGGCCCUCUGUGUAGAAUGUGUGGACAAGGAGAUGAACCCCUUGGUGGGAAGGAUCACAGACUGGAUGACCGUCUACCUGGACAACCACAUCCAGCCCUGGAUCCAGAGCCAAGGAGGAUGGGACCGGUUUGCAGAGAUCUUUGGGACGGACGCUGCAGCCGAGAGCAGGAAGUCUCAGGAGAGCUUUAAGAAGUUUCUUCUGGCGGGGAUGACCCUGGUCACAGGAGUCGUCGUAGGGUCACUCUUCGCUCAGAAACGCCUGUGAGAACGACAGCCACAACAGACGCCGUCUUGUAGGCGGGGAAAUGAAGGAAUUGGUUGACUUUUCUUAAUUCUCCUUUAAUUUCCAAGAAAAUACAUUAUGUUUGAAUCUUACAUCCCACCAUACACUGAGGACUCUGACAAACUGUUGAAGAGACCGUGAUGGUCACUUAUGUUACCCUCAUCAAAGACCUCCCUGCAACACCCUAAAACACAAGAAAAUGGAGGGAGGAAUCUAGAAGUGUCUUGGGCCAAACCUUCCUCUUUUUCCUUUUGUCUACUCUUUCCUGGUGACCUUUUCUCCAAUUGCUGUAUUAAUUAGUUUUUACAAAUGUAAAAGUGAUUCAGAAACAAGCUAGCGCAUCAUAUUAGGCGCAUUGGCCUGAAAUUAGUGAGGUCAUUUAAUUUGUCGUGUGUGAUCAUUGGUUUGUUUUUUAUUUUGAUUUCUUUUUUACCAUUAAAACCCACGUGAUCAUU